GCCAGACACGGCACCUAAAAUUGACAUAACUGCUUCAAUAUGUCAAAAUCAAGAUUUUGAUUUUUUUCGCAUAUAUAAUACAUGUACUUUGUGAUGCAACAUGUUUUUUACGAUAUUGUGUACAUUUACUGAAUAAAAAACGUUAUUAAAAUCAUAAUGUGUGGUAUUGUUUUUAAAUAUGAUCGUAAUCAACGUGGAAAAACCUGAACUUUCACUCAUGACAACGCCCCCGUAGCUGUAACGAACCCCUUCAUGUUAUACAUCGAUAGAAAGCUGAUCGUUUCCGCCAUGUUUCUGUGCAAAAACAUUCUAAAAAUAGAUAUUCCACGUGAGGCUAUCGUCACUUUUCCCGCGAGUGAUUUUGUACGUAAACUACCAUUUAAGGAGAAAUAUCCCAUAAUGCAACAUUCGGGAAUAUUCGUUCGAUCCAAAUAAAGUAAAACGUAUCCCACAAUGCACCAUUCGGCUUAGCAACAAAACUUCGGCCUUUUCCAGUAGGUAUACAAAAUGGCGGCUGCUCAGCGAAAAGUUUGACAGGUAAACAUCGUUUUUGAUAUUUUCUUGACUGAAAAUUGUUGUAUUUUUUAAAAAUGAGGGCAAAACACGGGGCACAACACGCCUAUGGUAAGAAUAAGAGGCGAAGGGCAAGUCAGUUGAAGGAGGCACGUUCGAAAUGCGGUGUUAGAGUUACGACCCGUGUUGACAGCGCGAUCGACCCUGUGUCAGAUUCUGACAGCUUUGACGUUUUGGAUACAUCGGAAUCAUCCGGGGACCACGCCGUUGAGGAAAAAAUCCCCGUUGGAGACAAUGAAGAUGGUGACAGCAAAACCCACAAGGCAAUCAACGACCUUCAACCCUAUGGACCAGACAUCAGUAUUGACAAGGAAGACUGUGUUAACCAUGCUCAUAAAAGGAUGGGCACUGCUCUUCUGAAAUUGUCAAAAGAGUUGAGAUUGGGUGGUAGGGGCAAAGGAAAGCUGACUAAAGACAAAGCUCUUAAAUUUCAGUAUUAUUACCGCUUUGCCAUCACUAACAAUGUUGGUAACAUUGAUGGUACAAGGAAUGCAAUCUGGGCAAGUUUGUUUCAUUGCAUGUCAACCGAUGAUUCUCCCCAUCACACUAGAUGUCCCACUGGUCCCUCAAGUUGGUGUUUUUAUAAUAGAGCACUGGCUAAUGAUCUUGAGCCUCCUGCUCACGCAGACAACAUCAGACAUUUUCUCGAUGCAGAAAUUGCAGAAAAGAUGGUACCUGUGUAUCAAAGAAUGUCUGAUGAAAACCUCCUUAAGAGGAUGGUGAAAGGCAAGACACAGAAUGCUAAUGAAUGCUUGCAUUCCGUGAUCUGGUCCCGUUGUCCGAAGACCGUCUUUGUGGGUGCAAGGCGGUUGCAUCGGGCAGUGGCGUCUGCAAUAGCUUCGUUCAAUGAGGGUACUUGUCACAUUACUCAGGUAAUGAACAAGCUUGCAAUAGAAGCUAAUGAAAUAACAGCAGCUUCUGUUGAAAGACUUGAUAAUGUGAGAACCCUCAAAGCAAGGAAGCAAAGCCAGGAGACAUCUAAGAUGGAACGUAGUGAAAAGUGGGAGGCUAAAAAAAGGGACCGAGUUCAUGUUGAGGCAGCUGAAGGCUUGUUGUAUGGUGCUGGGGAGUUUUAAGUCCUGUUAUUUCUUUGUACAUGCAUUGUUUUAUGUAUCUUGAAUACAUCCCAUCAGUAAACUAAGAUUUUGUAAGUGUUUAAUAGGUGCUUUAGGAAGAAAACCAUAUACAAACUUAUUUCCUCAUUUUCUCCAUUAACGUCAUUUUGGAUCUUAGUGAACAUAGAUCUCAACCGUUAUUGGCCCGAUUUGAAUGAAAUUUGGUGUACAUAUAGGCAGAGGACUACUUUACACAAUAACAGAGAGACUUUUUAAAAUUUGUUGGCCAUUUUGAUUUUAAAAAAUAAAUUAUGGGUAAAAAUCAACCUAAAAAGUGUGAAAUUUUGAAAAAUUAUUUUAAAAAUAUAUACCAGUCUUUUUUUAAUUUUUCUUUCUGUCAUUGUACCCAACACCAUACAAGCUUUGUUAUACAAUUGAAAUUAUAUAAAUAUCUUUAUUGGUCUUAGAGAAAAACUGAAACUAAUUUCCAUCUUUUUCAGGCUUGCGGCGGCCAUCUUGGAUGUUUCCAUGGCAACCGGUGGCAACAUCACCUGGAAAAGACUCCAUUUCAAUUGUUAAUAUGUAUACCUCAAAGUUGUAACCAAUUAAAACUAACAAAUACUU
Messenger RNA from Haliotis rufescens (red abalone), 2252 nucleotides. RefSeq lists its product as uncharacterized. The transcript is spliced from 2 exons. Lineage: Eukaryota; Metazoa; Mollusca; Gastropoda; Lepetellida; Haliotidae. The record is from RefSeq and is a predicted model, not a curated record. The coding region runs from base 591 to 1649 and encodes 352 amino acids.